AUGAUUUGGUGCUGUGAACGAAAACGACAUGGACAUUGCAAAGGCCGAUUGCAUACUAUCAACGAUCGUGUCGUUCAAACAAUUGGCAUCCACAAUCAUGAACCAAGAGCCGAAAUCGCCGAAUUGAUAACUGCAAGAACACAAAUGAGUCAAGAUGCAAAAACGUCGAGCAAAGCGACACAUGAUAUUAUUGCCGAUGGAGUUAGUCACUUAUCAAAUCAAGCAGUUGCAUCAUUGCCAGAUCUGCAAAAUCUGAAGAAGACAACUCGACGUAUUCGUCAAAAGGCUCAAAAUCCGUAUGCAUUGCCAGCGUCACGUGAUACAAUUAUUAUUCCACAUGACAUGACAAAAACAGUGGCGAAUAGAACAUUCCUUCAAAUUUUACCAAUGGUGGCUUUUUUUUUAGGUAAAUCAAAGAAAUUAUAUAAUGAAAUGUUCAAAUGGAUUAUUGAUAUGAAACCGAAUUUCGAUCCAGUUAAUGUGAAAUUGGACUUUGAACAAGCGGCUAUUCGCACCAUUCGAACGAAAUUUCCACAUGCCAAUAUUAGUGGAUGUUUUUUUCCCCUGUGUCAGUCUGUCUAUCGAGCCGUCGAACGUUUCGGACUGAAAGCAGAUUAUUCUGAUGAUCCACUACUAGCUCAACAAAUUCGAGCUCUUCCUGCUCUGGCUUUGUUGAAUACGGACGACGUUAUCGAUACAUUUGAAGAAUUGAAACAGCAAUUUCCGAUCCAAGGGAAGCCUGUCUUGCAAUAUUUCGAAGAAACCUACAUCGGUGAACGCAAUCGAGAAGGUCGACCGCGGAAAAGGCCUCAAUUUGAUGUGAAACUUUGGAAUAUUCAUCAAAGUACUUUACAAGAUGGUCAUCGAACAAACAAUGUAGUCGAAGGAUGGAACAAUAGAUUUGCAUCGCUAGUUGAUUGUGCACAUCCGAACAUUUGGAAAUUUUUGAAAUCGUUGAAAAAAGAACAAUCAAUGGUCGAAGCUGAACUAAUUCAAGCUGAAGCCGGGGUCAGACGACCGAAACGUUUGGUCACCGAACGUCAACAAAAAAGAAUUUUGAAUAUUUUGAAUGAACAGUCGACAACAAAUUUGGAUAAAGUAUUAGCACUAGCUAAUAACAUUUCGCUGAAGUCGGCCUAA
Messenger RNA from Rotaria sp. Silwood1, 1140 nucleotides. The record is from the annotation of a GenBank genome assembly. NCBI's taxonomy places the organism in Eukaryota, Metazoa, Rotifera, Eurotatoria, Philodinida, Philodinidae.